This is a messenger RNA of Cygnus olor (mute swan), 7273 nucleotides long. It is a transcript of the gene GARRE1, whose product is annotated as granule associated Rac and RHOG effector 1. Gene Ontology annotation, biological process: Rac protein signal transduction. Bases 2301 to 5477 code for a protein of 1058 amino acids. The record is from RefSeq and is a predicted model, not a curated record. The transcript has 17 exons. Lineage: Eukaryota; Metazoa; Chordata; Aves; Anseriformes; Anatidae. Gene Ontology annotation, molecular function: CCR4-NOT complex binding.
GUGUUGUUUUUAGUCCCUUGUGUCCAUAUUGUGGGCUGAAGAGGGAAACUCUCGUUUUGGGGCAUAGCUGAAAACUUCGCUGAUAUACCUUCGCUUCGCCCUGCUUGAGAUGGGGCCUGCGCGGGGUUUUAUCACUGAGUGAUGAGGAGCAGGUAUAAAUUUGUCAGGUGGAGGGAUGUAACCUCAGUAAUUUGAAAGAUUUUGAGAGCUCUCUUUUGAUUUUGUUUCAGGUGGAAUUACAAGCCUAGUUGCAGGUACGAGUCAGCCAUUAUUAUUAGUUUUCCAGAGGAACAGAUGUCUGGGUGUCAUGGUGAAGAGGGUGGCGUACAUCAGCCCUCCAUAGUGGUGAUAAGUGCCCGGCUCCUCACAGCCGGUCAGCCUGGGGCUUGGGAGGCACGUGUAGCUGGCAAAAGGUGCGGGUUUGGUUUCCAAAAUGAUACUGGGCCUUGUAAUAGCCAGCAUGGCCAUUGGAUAAUCUCAAAUCCAGAGGCCGGGGAAAAGGUCAACGCUGGUUUUAAGGCCGUUGUUGCUUGUAUGCUCAGCCCGACACCAUCUUGGGGUGGUGUUGAGGAGCUGUUGCUGUUUUCUGUGGGUGAUGGACGGCUGAAGCUCCUGCAAUCCGUUCCCUCACCUCUCUGAGGUAUGUGGCAUGUGUCGCGGAGCUCCUGGCCACAUGAAGGUUUUGGUAUGCAGCUCAUGGGAUCAGGAGUGCUGGCCGAUCAUGGCGUGCACUCAGGUGCUAUUUGUGUAUCAUGUACAUCAACAUGAUUCUGCACUCGGCUGGAGCCUUUUCCUGGGCAGCGUUUCUACAGAAGACCCUUAUUCUGGAGAGAAUUGCUAUUCUUCCAAAUUUAGGGCUUGCACAAGGUUUUUGCUUCUUUUUCUUUCCCUCCUAGAAGGAAUGUCUUUCUCUUUUAACUAUUACAGUUGUGAGGAAGAUGUGUUUUGGGUCAACAUACAUGUUUCUGCUGCUUCAUGUCACCUUUGAGGUGUGAGGAACUGGGCUGGAAGCAACGCGGAGCUGCUCCUUCAUGUGCGUCUUGUGGUGUUGCUUCUUAGAUUAUAGAACUUGGCUGAUUAUGCUUUAGAAGAACAGUUUGAGUUCAAGCACAAGAGCUUCCCUAGAGAAAGAUAAAGCACCUGAAUGUCUGCAGCUUACAUUCCAGAAAAAUCUGGAGAUCUUUGAAGUGUUUCUUCCAAAGAAUGAGAGAGGCUGCUAUGCGCACUGGAUUGCUCUGGUUUAUUCAUAUCCUGUGACAGUGAAUCAGAUAUUGCUGUCUAUAUACAGACUGAAUUGCCAGCCAACUUCGGGCCCAAAUAUGAAGUUCCAGCUCUGGCCUUGAACGUCACCUGCUGCAAACUGACCCUUUCUCACUGCUCAGGCUCUCUUCACCUCCCUACGAAUGCCUUCCAGAAAGUGCUCUUGGCUGUCCAGCUGCGCCUCAGUUUGCCAGUAGGAGUAGGGUGGAAAUGACCUAGAGGCCUUACAAAUACAUUUGUGCAUUUUUGUUCUGAGUCUACAAUUGAGGGCAAAUGCAGUCUGGAAGCACCACUUCUUAAUGUUACAACGGAAACAACUACCUCAACAAACAAGGAAAGGGGAAGAAGGCUUGCAAUAAUAAACACUCUAAUUUUUAGUAGCUUAUACUUGCAAGGUCUUCUGUAAACAGAGUCCAGAUUUUUUUUCCCUCCAGUAUUAAGAAGAGACACUACAAGUAAACUGAUUUGGCAGACUGGAUCUGUCAAGACAUUUGAAGAUAUUUGAUCUGCUGACAUUUGCUUUUUUAAGGAAGAAGCCUCUGCACUGCUUUUAUAAUCGCUGUUGAUCGGUGGUUUGCUCCACUUUUCCUGAUAUUACUAAUUGGAAAAAUGUAUUAAAGCAUUGCUUCUCGAAAUAUUAUUUGCGUUGACAAAAAUAACUUUUAUAAACUUAACAGCAAGUGACAAUAAUAUACUCAUGAAGAAACUGUAGGCGAUAACUUCUCUGCUCCAGUGUUGCUUUUCUGUGUGUGGAGUGGAAUACCGAACGAGACAGAGCAUUAUUAAGAUACUUCGGCUUGCUUUCUGAGUACAGUUUAUAACUGCAGCAGGGCUGCACUGAACACUGAAAAUACUAAGUCAGCAAAUCUGCUGCCUUUCUCACUGCUGAUACAGACUAUACAGACACUUGCCUUUUUGAAAUGCCUUUUGUGAAACUGAUGUACACAGUCCUCCACUGUUACUGUACAUAACUAUAUAUUUGGGGAAGGAGUUUGACAAGUGAUUGUUAAUUCAAGAGAUCUUCGGACAAGCACUCACUUAUGUAUUGCUGUAGUGCACAAGAAAGCAAAAUGGACUAUAAGCGGCGCUUUUUGCUUGGCGGGUCCAAGCAAAAAGUGCAGCAACACCAGCAGUAUCAAAUGCCUGAGCUAGGCAGGACCCUGAGCGCACCGCUGGCAUCUACAACCCCAGCAUCCCCUUUGGUCUCCUCAGCUGCUGCGGGCAGCUGCAACCACCCUGUAUCCCAUACUACUCCGAUUGCGGACAUCCAGCAGGGAAUCUCCAAAUAUCUGGAUGCACUCAACGUGUUUUGCCGUACGAGCACUUUCCUUACAGACCUUUUCAGCAGUGUAUUUAGGAACUCUCACUAUUCUAAGGCAGCUAUGCAACUGAAAGACGUGCAGGAACAUGUCAUGGAAGCAGCGAGUCGACUCACAGCAGCAAUAAAACCAGAAAUAGCAAAAAUGCUGAUGGAACUGAGUGCAGGCGCUGCAAACUUUAAAGAUCAAAAAGAAUUCAGCCUACAAGACAUUGAGGUGCUUGGACGAUGUUUCUUGACAGUGAUGCAGGUCCACUUUCAGUUCCUGUCACAAGCUUUGCAGAAGGUCCAGCCGGUGGCACACUCUUGCUUUGCUGAAACUGUAGGCCAGGAAAGAAAGAGCGUUAGUGGGGCCGGAGCCUCAAAUUUAAGCCCCACAAAUGAGCUGGAAGAUGCAAUAAGAUCAUGGAGAGGAGCAGCAGAGGCGACAUCUCGAUUGCGAGAAAGAGGCUGUGAUGGAUGUUUGGCAGGAAUUGAAGUUCAACAACUUUUCUGCUCACAGAGUGUGGCAAUCCCUGAACAUCAGCUCAAAGAGCUAAACAUGAAAAUUGAUAGUGCUUUGCAGGCUUACAAAGUGGCUUUGGAGAGCCUAGGCCAUUGUGAAUAUGCAAUGAAAGCUGGCUUCCACUUGAACCCAAAAGCUAUUGAAGCAAGUCUUCAGGGCUGUUGCAGUGAAGCUGAAGCCCAGCAAACAGGAAGGAGACAGACUCCACCGCAGCCAAUUCAGUGUGAACUGCCCACUGUACCUGUUCAGAUAGGAUCACAUUUUCUGAAAGGAAUUUCCUUUAAUGAGUCUGCAGCAGAAAACCUGAAACUGAAAACGCACACAAUGCUGCAGUUAAUUAAAGAAGCUGGAUGCCAUAAUGGACUUACACCACGAGAUGACUCUCCUGUUACUGAAGUACUAAAUCAGGUUUGUCCUUCGACUUGGCGAGGAGCCUGCAAAACUGCUGUACAAUUGUUAUUUGGCCAAGCUGGACUGGUGGUUGUGGACACAGCACAGAUUGAAAAUAAAGAAGCCUAUGCUCCUCAGAUAAGUUUAGAAGGAUCGAGAAUUGUGGUGCAAGUUCCAUCAACUUGGUGUUUAAAGGAAGAUCCAGCAACAAUGUCUUUGCUACAGAGGAGUCUGGAUCCAGAGAAGACUUUGGGUCUUGUAGAUGUGCUCUAUACUGCUGUGUUUGACAUACACAGGUGGAAGGAGGGAAGGGAGCAAGCUUUGCCUUGUAUUCAGAUCCAGUUACAGCGUGAAAUCUCAGAUUUCGGGAAUCAAGUUGACAUGCCAUCUGGAAAUGGAAGCAAAUCUUCAGGUGGUCUACAGAAGACGUUCUCAAAACUGACUUCACGGUUUACAAAAAAAACUUCCUGCACCAGUACAAGUAACAGUGGAAGUUAUUCAAUUCCUAAUACACCUUCUAAAAAUAUCUUCAUAAGUUCCAACUCAGAGGAGAAGACUAAAAUGCCCACUAACAUAGAUGCGCGGUUACAAAGCAUUUUGAACAUUGGUAACUUUCCUAGGACCACAGAUUCAUUGCAGUCAAUUCAGAGCACAAAUAAUCAAAUAGUGAAUGGGUUUCUAGUUGAAAGACGGGACAACUUCUUCAAACCAGAUGAAGGAAAGGAUGACAAAGGUAUGAAUUUACCAACUGACCAAGAAAUGCAGGAUGUUAUAGAUUUUUUGUCUGGUUUUAACAUGGGCAAAUCCCAGCAAGCUUCUCCGAUGGUGAAAAGAAGGAACUCUGUUGCAUCCUCUACAGGAACAGAACAAAAAUCAGGAACAGUACAACAGCAGCCGCAGUCUCUCUCUCACACACCACUGCAUCCUUCUCAGCAAGGCUUGUCACAGCAACAGCAGUCACAAAAGCAGCAGCAGCAAAUGCAGUAUUACCAACACUUGCUUCAACCUAUCGGACCACAGCAACGUGCACCUACCAAAUGGCUGACUAAUUCUUCACAGCAGCCAGCCCAAGCUGUUGGAGCUGGAUUGUCUCAUAUGAACCAAUGGAACAAUCCUGGUUUUUCAGAUUUAAGCUCUGAUUUAUACAGUUUGGGUCUUGUGAGCAGCUAUAUGGACAAUAUGAUGUCAGAGAUGUUAGGACAGAAACCACAAGGACCUAGAAACAAUACGUGGCCAAAUCGUGACCAAACUGAUGGAGUGUUUGGGAUGCUGGGAGAAAUUCUGCCUUUUGACCCUGCAGUUGGGUCUGAUCCAGAAUUUGCCCGCUAUGUUGCUGGGGUCAACCAGGCUAUGCAACAAAAAAGGCAAGCACAGCAUGUUCGUCGUCCAAGCAACACACGUAGCAACUGGCCUCUUCCUGAUGAUCCUCACAAAACCUGGCCCUUUCCUGAGUAUUUCACAGAAAGUGAUGUGACUAACAGCUGGUCUGGUACUCAAGGAGACUCGGCCAGCUCAAGUGAUGAGACCUCUUCCGCCAAUGGAGACAGCUUGUUCUCCAUGUUCUCAGGGCCAGACCUUGUUGCUGCUGUAAAGCAGAGAAGAAAACACAGUAGUGGCGAGCAGGAACCUAGUACGCUACCAUCACCACCUCUUCUUUCUGCAGCAGAUGACCGUAAUCAGGAUAAUAAAACCAAAACCUGGCCUCCAAAGGCACCCUGGCAGCAUGCGUCCUCUGUCACGAAUACACUACCCAGUCAGAGUGCGUCUUUGUAUCCCAUGAGCAGCCCAGUCAGCCAGUGGAGCGACACGAUGCAGAUCCUCCAGUCACCUGUGUGGGCAGCAGCCAACGACUGCGCCCCAGCUACAGGAAUUUCCUCUAGCUUUGCCUAUGCGCAGCAACAGCAAUCGCAGCAACAGGCUUCCCAGCACAAACAGAUGAAUAAGGGCUUUAAAUCUUUUCCAGUAAAGCACGAACGCAGACCAUCUUACCUGCAUCAGUACUAAUUGCUUUUCAUAUUGGAAAAUGCAGCACAGGGCCAAACAGUCAUAAACUACAUAUCCUUUGUUUCACAACUGUGUAUUGGCUAGAUCCUGUUUAUCUCAUUAAAUAUGGAAUUGAGGGGGCUUGGGGGCUGGGGUUGGGGGGAGGAUCUACAAACUCUUGAAUCUUAUUUGCAGUGCUGAGCAAUAUGGCCAAUAUGUUUGUUUGAUGUACAUGGAACAGCCCAGAACUGUGAUUUAGAAAUGCUUUUAAAAAUGUGUAUAUUGCCUUUACUUUCAAAAGCUUUUUUUAAAAAACUGCUGAUGGACUACCAUACAAGAAACACUGUAUUUUAUAGCUAUUUUUCAUAUAGAUUUAUAGUUAAACAUCUUACUGAAACACAUUGAAUAUAUUGAAGCAAAUAUAUAGUGGUCACUUUGCUCAACACUGUGUUUAAAUUUAUAAUGGACAAGCUGUAAAGCCUUUGUAUUCUCCAUAAAUGGCCAUUGGGCAACUUUUUUUUUAAAUGAAGUAUAACAGCAGCUUUUCACGUGCCACACAAGUGAGUUCAUUAUGAAACUGUUGCAGAAACAGUUGCGAAAUUGAGUUUUGUGGUAGUUUCCUUACUCUAAGUAUAGAUCAACCGAACCACUCAAAUUUGUGUCACAAAUAUAAUCUGAGCUGCUUAAAGUAGAUGGCAUCUGUGUGGAUAAUGUGACACUGGUUUUCAAAUAAAUAGAUAACUUGUUACUGUUUCAUUUGGCCAAAGGCUUUAUCCACACAGUGCUCCUUACAUGUGUGAAACUAUAGCCUAAAAGACUACUUGCAUAUAUUUAAAGUCUUAUUUCAGAUGCUACAAUUAAUUAAAAAAUAAUAAUUAAAAAAAUAAAAAAUUGUGAGCUGGCUCAGAAGAUACUAGAACUGAAAUGUGGGGUAGCAGUUAGCUUAAAAAAAACAUUAUUUUUUUUAAAACGAUAAAGUAAUUAUUUGCAGUCAAUAUGUGCCAUUAAGUGAACCUGUGGAAUUGGGAAUAAUCUUCCAACCAAAGUGGAUCUGGGAGUGACUGGUGCUUAAAAAGUGAAGAACAAUGGUAAAUAUAUGUAUAGCUAUCCCACUGUAUAUUAACUGAGAUUACAGAAGAUUCUUUAUAUAGUUAGAGCUUAUUUAAAUUUUCAUAUUUCAUCUUUGAAAGAGUCUAAAAACCACAAUAUUUUCUGGUAUAAGAGUUUUGACAGUAUUAAUCUUAUUUUUGUAUUUUUCUUAAGUCAUAUCAUUCUAAUAUGUUAACUACUAGUAAAAUGGGUUAUUAGUUCUAACUACAUAAUUUUUCAAUGAAGAGAAAGCACAUUUGUUUUUGUUUUUACAAACUAAGUACAUCUAUAUCUAAAGAUACCAAAAAAUAAAUACAUUAUAUAUAUAAAUAGGUAUACACAACACUAAAAUUAUUAAACAUGUGGGUAUUUAAGACCCAUCCACCUUUUUGUUUGUAUGGUGACGGGCUAUAUUUGCAGGCCCAGAUUGUUACCUUUUUGUGCUGUUUGAGGAUGCCAAUGUUGCCUGUAUUUAUGAUAUUGUCACCAUGUUUUCUGAAACUUCAUACUUACCAUGUUUACAAAGAUUUGUUUGCUGUACAUAGACUUUUUACAGUAAUGUGCUUUGCACAAUCAGUGUGGCUUGUCUGUAAAUUGUUAAUGGUCUGUACUACUAUAAUUUUGAAAACCUUCUGCUGAAAAUGUUAGUGGUUAUUUAACUUGAUGAAUGGUUUUGAGUUUACUAAAUCUUGUCAUUUAGAUCUGAUAUUAAAUCCUAAAUUUGGUUG